Messenger RNA from Frankliniella occidentalis (western flower thrips), 482 nucleotides. RefSeq lists its product as uncharacterized. The annotation marks the transcript as partial. Lineage: Eukaryota; Metazoa; Arthropoda; Insecta; Thysanoptera; Thripidae. The record is from RefSeq and is a predicted model, not a curated record. The transcript has a single exon.
GCAAUUGCACAGAUUCAAGAAUUGUUAAGUGAACGAAAGGAAAUUCUAGAAAAGUACAAUAAUCCCAUGCAACCACUUCCUGUUUUGCUUGGCCCUCUGAGCAACAUACGUCAGAGCUUUGUUGUCUUGGAUGAUACACGUUGGGAAUUGCAUGAUCCUUUUACUGCGUUCAUUGCAACAUUCAAGAUUUUCUUCGGACUGAACACCGGCUUCCCAUUUGAGUCAAGACAUCUCUGGCUUUUCCUUCAAAAGACUUUGUUUGGCAUUUCUUCAGACAAAGACUACACUGGUCAUAGAGGCCUUAGGUCCUUCAUUGCUGCACGUUUAAAAGAAUUUGAUCAGUAUGAAGUGCCCCCAUUGUAGUUUGCCCCUGGUGUCAGUAGACGCUUACAAGGCUCACCGCAUUAUUUCUCAUGCCUCUCAACAAUUUUGUUGUCUGCGUAGUGGUUGUUCUCGUACUUAUCCUACUUGGAACUCAUUUA